AUGGCUCCAAUCCUCCGCGCUGCCGCAUGCCAUGCCGCACCAAUCUUUCUCUCAGCAAAAGAAACUACGCAAAAAUGCGUCACGAUGAUCGAAGAAGCAGCUAAAAACCAGGCUGACAUUGUCAUCUUCCCCGAAGUUUUCAUUCCUGGCUAUCCCUUCUGGAGCUGCAUGGUCGCACCCGGCGAGGCCCACGAGUUCUUUAAGCGCAUGGUGUCAGAAUCCGUCUACGCGGACGGCGAAGAGAUCAACAUGAUCCGCAAAGCCGCGAAGGAAUUUAAAAUUACUGUCUGCGUCGGGAUUUCGGAAAAGACUCGGCACAGCAGCGCGAAUCUAUAUAACAGCAAUCUUAUGAUUAGUUCCGCAGGUGAAAUUCUGGUCCACCACCGCAAGCUAGUCCCGACUUUCUACGAAAAACUCACCUGGGCACCCGGUGAUGGGCAUGGCCUUAAGGUGAUUGACCUGCCUGUGGAGAAUGGCUCGGCGAUCGCAAAAGUGGGCAUGCUACUUUGUGGAGAGAACACCAAUCCUCUGGCACGCUACAGCAUGAUGGCACAGGGUGAACAGGUGCAUAUUUCCACCUGGCCUGCAAAAGCGCCGAUGCAUAGUAUCCGCGAAGAGGCAGCCAGUGUCAGUAGUGAUGCUGAGGGAGAAAAGCCGAAGGCAAAAUACGGCAACGUGGCUGCUAACCGCAUACGAGCCGCUGGCCACUGUUUCGAAGGGAAAUGUUUUGGCAUCAUUAAUGCUGCCAUUGCAGAUGAACAUACUCUAGCGACCAUGCUAGAGAUCGCCCCCGAUCAGGCCAAGGAGGUCAUCCGAACCACCAUGGCAGGAUCUAUGCAGGCGGAGACCAGGUUUCUUGAUCCCUCUGGAAGUCCGUUGAUGGGGUUUGUGAUCAAUGCUGAGACGGGCGAAAGAGAAGAGAAAGAGAACUUACAGCAUGAAGAGGGGAUACUAUAUGCAGAUCUUGAUAUGACCACGACUAUUGAAGGGAAACAGUUCCAGGAUGUGGUUGGAGGAUAUCAGCGCUUUGAUGUGUUUCAGGUGAAGGUUGACCGGUCGAGACAGACACCAGUGACCUUUACAAACUCGCUAGACCCGGAGACACGGUAG
This is a messenger RNA of Penicillium pulvis, 1110 nucleotides long. RefSeq names its product carbon-nitrogen hydrolase family protein. NCBI's taxonomy places the organism in Eukaryota, Fungi, Ascomycota, Eurotiomycetes, Eurotiales, Aspergillaceae. Gene Ontology annotation, molecular function: catalytic activity. The record is from RefSeq and is a predicted model, not a curated record. The transcript has a single exon. Bases 1 to 1110 code for a protein of 369 amino acids.